AUUUCGCUAGACGAUUGCGCAAUCUUGUUUAGAGCUUGCAUCAGAAUAUUGUCUGCGUCAGUUGAGCAGUGAGCCUUGUUGAAUUCAGCCGACAGAGUUUAGCUUGGGCUACAAUUAAAUCGCUAAUCGCGUGAGAUGUCUCGUGGACGUUUUAACUAUGUGGAUGUGUGGACUGAUGGAUCGUGCCCAGGAAACGGUCCCAACGCGAGCCGUGGAGGAAUAGGAGUUUUCUGGGACGACGACCAUCCGUGGAAUGUGUCCCAGCGCGCGCGUGGAAGGACCAACAACUCCUGCGAGAUCGAGGCUGCGACGGUCGCUCUCCAGAUUGCCAAGGAUGAGAAUAUUGACAAGCUCAGGAUCAACACUGACUCUGAGUUUCUCAUCAACUGCGUCCUCAAGUGGAUGCCCAUUUGGCGAAACAAUGGCUGGAUCAACGCCAGCGGGAAUCCUGUGAGGAACAGGCAUGAGCUCAUGGAGCUCGACGAUGAGCUGGAUGAAUCCAUUCGAGUGUACUGGAAUCACGUUCCUGGCCAUAAGGGGAACUAUGGCAAUCGCAUGGCGGACAAAUUGGCCCGUCGAGGAGCGAAGAAUUACUAGAGGAUUGAGCGAUAGAUCCUGACUUUUUCUCUGGACAACAGGAAAAUCCACAGAGAUUGUUCUAUUUUGCAUUUCUAUUUCUACCAUUUCUACUAAUUUCGCCACUGAAAUUUGUCUAUUUCUUGCAAUUUCUUAUGAAAGUAAUAUUAUGAAUUUCCUUUUCUCUAAACUCCUGAAGAACUGAAGUAAUAUUAGUGAAAUAAAC
Messenger RNA from Phlebotomus argentipes, 802 nucleotides. RefSeq names its product ribonuclease H1-like. The record is from RefSeq and is a predicted model, not a curated record. Bases 136 to 597 code for a protein of 153 amino acids. Gene Ontology annotation, molecular function: RNA-DNA hybrid ribonuclease activity; nucleic acid binding. The transcript is spliced from 4 exons. NCBI's taxonomy places the organism in Eukaryota, Metazoa, Arthropoda, Insecta, Diptera, Psychodidae. Gene Ontology annotation, biological process: DNA replication, removal of RNA primer.